This is a messenger RNA of Erigeron canadensis, 2597 nucleotides long. RefSeq names its product eEF1A lysine and N-terminal methyltransferase. The record is from RefSeq and is a predicted model, not a curated record. NCBI's taxonomy places the organism in Eukaryota, Viridiplantae, Streptophyta, Magnoliopsida, Asterales, Asteraceae. Bases 93 to 2393 code for a protein of 766 amino acids. The transcript is spliced from 16 exons. Gene Ontology annotation, molecular function: S-adenosylmethionine-dependent methyltransferase activity.
CAAAACCCACCCCAACCAAUUCACCCUUCUUUUCGCCGUCAAAUAUAUCUGGCCAAUAACAAAAGCCCGGUCACCGGAACACACACACACAUAUGGGAAAAGGAAAACAAAGAAAAGGGAAAAAACAAGAAGCAGAGCUAUUAAGCACAUUAGAUGACUUCACAAGCAAAGAAAACUGGGAUAAGUUCUUCAGUAUAAAAGGCACUGACGACCCUUUUGAGUGGUACGCUGAGUGGCCUCAGCUCCAUCAUUUACUUGUUUCCGAAAUCCUCGGAGAAGAAAAAAACAGUACUCGGGUGGUCUCAGAGGUUCAGAUUCUGGUACCUGGGUGUGGGAAUUCAAGGCUCUCCGAACAUUUAUACGAUGAUGCAGGGUUUAAGAGUAUAACUAACAUUGAUUUUUCUAAAGUUGUCAUUGCUGAUAUGUUGAAGAGGAAUCUCAGGUCUCGCCCUUGUAUGCGUUGGCGGGUCAUGGAUAUGACUGCUAUGCAGUUUGCAGAUAAAUCAUUUGAUGUUGUUCUUGAUAAGGGAGGAUUAGAUGCUUUAAUGGAGCCUGCGCUUGGCCCUAUGCUUGGGAAUCGAUAUGUAUCAGAGGUAAAGAGGGUACUAAAAGAAGGUGGAAAGUUUAUAUGUCUAACUCUUGCAGAAUCUCAUGUUUUAGGCAUGUUUUUCCCCAAGUUCCGGUAUGGGUGGAAGAUCAGUAUUCAUGUAUUGCCUCAAAAACCAUCUAAGAGGUCAGAUUUAAGAACUUUUAUGUUGGUUGCUGAGAAAGCAAAUCCCACUGUUCUGCAGAUGGUAUUGACGUCUUUCUAUCGUGAUACACUUGGAAGUGGUGAUCAGGCCAGUGGGAUGUUUGAAGCACUUGAAACUGAGAACAAAGUUCGAGCAAAGUGGUCCAGUGGUAAUGAUAUAUUGUACUCACUUGAAGACCUAAAAAUAGGAGUCAAAGGGGAUCUUUCAGAACUUAGUCCUGGUCGUCGGAUACAACUUACUUUAGGAGAACCUGGCGAGUCUCGCUUCUGCUACAAAACUGUACUUCUAGAUGCUAAGCAAAACUCUGAUGAUUUUUUAUAUAAUUGCGGUGUCUUUUUUGUGCCCAAGACCCGGUCUCAAGAAUGGCUCUACGCUUCAGAAGAAGGGCAAUGGAUGAUUGUUGAAAGUUCAAAGUCAGCUCGGUUGAUAAUGGUUUUCUUAGAUUCUAGCCAUACUGGUACAACCAGUGAGGAAUUACAGAAGGAUCUUUCUCCUCUUGUUAAACAACUAGCGCCUGCUAAUAUCAAGGACCCAGCUCAAAUUCCAUUCAUGGCAGCAAGUGAUGGGAUUAAGGAGAGGAAAGCUGUUCACCAGGUCACAUCUCCGUUGACUGGUGAAAUAACUGUUGAUGACGUGAUAUACGAAAAAGUUGACAGUGAACUUGGUCAAAUAUUUUUCUCGAAGGACCUUAUAUAUCGCCGGCUAACUUUUGAAAGAUCAGAAAACUUGAUACAGUCUGAAGGUUUGCUAACAAGAGAAAGGUCUCUACAAACUGUUUCUGACAAAAACAAUAAGUCAGGUUCUUCCAAAUCAAAGAAGAAAGGAACUCAGACGACUGAUUCUAACGUGUCAUUAGCAGCAGAUGACAAUGAUUUGAGUGUUGAUCACGGCUAUUUAGCUAGCUCUUAUCAUUCAGGGAUUAUAUCUGGUUUUAUGCUGAUCUCAUCACACCUGGAUAGAAUGGCAUCAUCUAGAAGACCGGUUAGGGCAGUUGUAAUUGGUCUUGGUGCUGGGCUACUUCCUAUGUUUCUUCAUGGAUGCAUUCCAUUUCUACAAAUUGAGGCUGCAGAGUUAGAUCCAGUAGUUGUAGAACUUGCAAGGGACUAUUUUGGUUUCAGAGAAGAUGAACGUUUAAAGGUACAUGUCACUGAUGGGAUCAAGUUUGUGGGAGAUGUUACUGGUAAAGCAGCUAAUGAAAACAAUGACAAACUAGACAUUACUGGUAAAGCAGCUGAUAAAGGCAAUGACAAACUAGAUAUACUUAUAAUAGAUGUUGACUCUCCAGACUCGAGUUCUGGAAUGACCUGUCCUGCUGCAGACUUUGUUGAGGAGUCUUUUUUGAAAACGGUUAAAAGUUCUCUGUCUGAGGAAGGUCUUUUUGUUAUAAAUCUGGUAUCUCGAUCACAAGCUAUCAAAGAAAUGGUUAUAUCAAGAAUGAAAGCGGUGUUUGGCAAACUUUUCUCCCUUCAGCUUGAAGAGGAUGUUAAUGAAGUUAUCUUUGCCCUUAACUCAGAGGUCAAUACAGAAUUUUCUUCACCUGAUGCUUAUAAUCAACUCGAGAAACUAUUGAAUGUGAAAGACCCUGGGAUGAAAAAAAUCAUAAUUGAUUCCGCAAAGAAGAUCAAACCUCUGGAUGGUUGAUACCUGCCACUCUGUUUUAACAAGAUUUCCCAACCUGUCUAUGCAUCAAACCCGUUUCUCAUACUUAUGUGGAUUAUAUUUAGUUCUUUAAUACAACAUUCGGGUAAUUAGGCGUGUACACAAAUUUUCUUUAUUUGUGAUUGAUUGUACAAUAUUAUCGUCUUGUCAUGUCUUAAUCUAAUUAUUGAACUCAUUUCUAGAAAA